AUGUCAAGUAAAAUAAGUAGAUUGGCGACAACAACAUCGUCAUCUUCAUCAAUUUCAUCAACUACUUCUUCUUCUUCUUCUUCAACAACAUCAUCAGCUAUAUCACCUAAAUAUGGAAUGACAUCAUUAAGUUAUGUUGGAUGUGCAGUGAUUGUAGUUGGUUUCACAACGCUACUCAAUGGAUCGAGUCUAACGUUUGAGAAACACGCAGUGACAGCACUCUUUAUAUUGAGUUCAAUGAUCUAUUCACUACACCUCGUAUUCGGACUCUAUAUUUAUCCAUCUUCAUUUCAUCACAGCGGUAGCAACAUAUUGCCACCCUCACUAAAAAUACAUCGUUCACUCAUGGGUCUACUAGUAGGUACCAUCCUAUUCUAUAUGAUAUCAAUAUUCUAUGGUGCACCAAUAACAAGAUCAUUUUUUAGAACAGUCGCAUUCUCUCAGUUACUAUCAUCGAUGACAGCUGUACCCACAACUAUUUUACUUGGAUGUCAUCCACAAGCAUGGAAAGAUACUUUUUUUUCACCAAUGCAUAACAGUAUAUAUGAAACAUGUUGUACUAUUAUAGUUGUUUUUAGUUUGGUAGGUGCUUGGGUUGGUGGAUUUGUAAUUCCUCUGGAUUGGGAUAGACCUUGGCAAGCUUGGCCAAUAUCAUGUACCUAUGGUGCAAUCAUUGGUCAUUGUAUAAGUUUAAUAAUAUGUUCAAUAUUUACAUUGAAAUCAAAUAAAAAGAAAAAUAUAAUGUAA
Messenger RNA from Heterostelium album PN500, 747 nucleotides. It is a transcript of the gene pigF, whose product is annotated as phosphatidylinositol glycan. Lineage: Eukaryota; Evosea; Eumycetozoa; Acytosteliales; Acytosteliaceae. Gene Ontology annotation, biological process: GPI anchor biosynthetic process. Gene Ontology annotation, cellular component: endoplasmic reticulum membrane. The transcript is spliced from 3 exons. The record is from RefSeq and is a predicted model, not a curated record. Bases 1 to 747 code for a protein of 248 amino acids.